AUGAUGACCUCGAAGAAAGACACAAUGACGGCGCGCGGUUUUGAUGUGGGGAUGCCGCUUCAGGACAUUGAGGCGAGCAGCCGCUCCUUUUGCGCGUUGCUGGCGGAUGGCCAGGUGGUUGCUUGGGGCGACCCUGCAGCCGGAGGGGAUUGCAGUCAGGUGCAGGAGCAGCUGAAGGCCUUCCCCAUCCUUCAAAUGAAAGCCUCUUCUGCGGCCUUUGCAGCAGUGAACAGCCAGGGCCGUGUCGUGACCUGGGGGGACGCAGCCUUGGGUGGCGACAGCCGACAGGUGCAAGCGCAGCUGGAAGGUGUUGAGCUCUUGCAAGCCUCAGCGGGCGCUUUCGCAGCGAUGGUCUCCAGUGGACAGAUCGUGACCUGGGGAAGCCCUGAUUGGGGCGGUGCCCCUCCGGACGCGAACCUUCUUCGGCUCUCCACGCUGCGAGAGAAGCGUGCGCGGCUGGAAUGA
Molecule: messenger RNA, 465 nt
Organism: Durusdinium trenchii
Lineage: Eukaryota; Dinophyceae; Suessiales; Symbiodiniaceae
Source: the annotation of a GenBank genome assembly